AUGGACCGCCUCUUGUGCUUCUGGAAGGGCCUAGAACUCAAGAAGAACCCCCCCACACCCCCUCCAAAAACAGGCCUGCCCUUCCAGCCCCAGGCCUGUGAGUCCUUGCAAAGGUGCCAGCAGCCUCGGGCUGCCCCACUAUUCUCCCACAUCGCCCAGCCCGCGAUCCCCGGUGAGUGCGCCUCGGUUCUGCAGAAGGGGGUCCUGGGUCCAGAGGCACCACCAGCGCCCGUGGCGAGGGCGCUUGAGGACGACGAGAGAGACUUCCCCGCCCUCGUGCCCCCCGCGCUCCGAGGGAAGCGCGAAGUGAGGCGCCGCGAGCACCGCGGGGACCCGCCCGCCCCGGCGGCCCCGGACGCCUGCCCCCACCCAACGCGCCUCGCGGGCUCCCGGCCUCUCCCGGCCUCCCAGCCCCCACGGGCAACCAGCUCGGGCCCGGAGCCGCGGCCACCUGUCCGCCAGCGCGAGGGCAGGUGCGCUCGGCGGGGACCCAGGAGCGACAGCUGCGCGGCCGGCCCGCGGCUCGCUCUCCGCGGUUCCCUCCACCCGGCCAGGACCCCGGUCCCGGACGCCGGGUCGCGGGCGCCGCCUGGCGGCCGCUCUUCCCCGCAGCGCACGACCAGCGCCGGCCCAAGGUCAAGGGGGCCGCGUGCCCAGCAGCUCGCGCCGCCAGAGUCCACCCUGGCCGGACUGCGGUUUCUUCGGGGCCACACGGUGACGGACCCGCUCCCACCGGCAGCACAGCACGAAGCAUGCAGCAGAGCUGGACGCACGGGUUCCGGUGUCCGCGAGCAGUGGAAGCCUAGUGUGCUACGGUGCCUCUGUGUGGGAGAGCGUUUAAAAAUUUCCAGUUUCCCCCAAAGAGCUUCCGUUUCCCCGCUCUGCUACAGGACUCGGAUCCGUGCUCCGUGCUGUCACCUCCUUAGGCCACUGCCACCGAGGGACCUGCGAACCCCUCCCCGUGCCUGGCGCGUCCUGCCGAGACAUCGUUCCGUACCCAGGCGGGACAGCAAAUGAAGGUGACUCAGAACAGACUCACACCUCAGACUCACAUCCUUUCUCCGCCGCACAGAUAAGCUGAGAGAUUUUUAUUGCACUAAUAGUUACGGGUAUACUAAUAUCUCAAAAUACUGAAUCAUUUCAGACAUACGAUUACAAUAGUCAUACAACGGACGGAGUGGGGACAGGAACCAGCGCGCUGGGGGGCACAUCCGUAUUGUACAUCAAAAUCAAUGGCAAAUAUUUCUCCAAUUAUUCUUAGAAAAAUACUAGACAGAUUAGAAGCUGAAAAGCUUUGCUUAAUAACAACCUGUAUAUACAGGAUAAGCUUAGACCUUCAAAAACCAGGUAAAAACUGGCCAAGUAAAACACAUGGGAAACACGGGUUAACACACGUACUAAGCGGCAGCAGAUGCCGUACCGAGGCACUGUACCAAAAUAAAGCAUCCACCGCCCGCAGGAGACGGUUCGUUCCGUCGGUCUUCAUGACGACUUCGCUACCGGUAGACCGACUUAGUCUAAUGUGGGUCAGGACUGACCCGAGAGCAAAGCUGUCUCACGGGAGGUAAAGAAAGCACACAUUCCCAGCCAGGUUUUGCGUGAACAUGGAUUGUACUGUUUAAUGCAGACCCAAGGCCGAACAGUUCUGGGGGUAGGUUUUACUAACAUUACAGGUUCUCCUCAUGUAAGACCGUAAGAAUACAAUAGUGUUACGAGCCCGAUUCAAGUGACACGCGGCAGCCCCCUAGGACACGGACGGCUCCCAGCCGGGGACAAGGAAAGCUCCGUCCGUGUCGCCAGCGUUCCUGACGGGAGCGUCAUCAGGUGCAAGGAACUAGAACAGGUCGGACAGGGGACGUCAUGCCUUAAGUCACGCGAGGAUGACGCGAUCAUCUCCACGACCGGGAGCCACACGAGCACGCGCACCGGCCCCCGAGACCUCCCUCCCUCACAGGCGCGCUCAGAGCUCGUGGCCGGAAAAGCUAGAGAUCACCUUGUUUGAAGCGAAACAAUGGAGAUUUUAAAAGGAAACCGACACUGAACUUUCAAAUCAGACUUUGAAAAUGAAGUCAAGCCUGGGGCAGGACAGGCCUCAGGCACUUGAGUUUAGAAACUCCGAGAUUUUAAGCGCACCCGCGAGCAGCCCUAAAAAGGACUUUGGCCAAAGUGAGCUCCCAGUGGUCUGCAUGGGGACCUGCAGGCGCCAGGGGUGGGAUGCGCACAUGGGAAGGGCUCAAAGCCCAAAGACACAAAAAUGCCCUUGGACUCCACGAUCCGCUGAGUCCCACUGCCACAGUUCUAGCAGGAGACACACAGGGAGGGCGCUUAGCUAUCGGGCAGCGCGGAGACAAAACGGCAAUCUCGAGGGCCACAGUUUUAUCCUCCUCUCGGUGUCAGGGCCACUCAUUCCCUUAUCUCUUAUUUUUCGCUGCCUGCGGUGACCAAAUCAGUAUCUCUGAAAGAAAAGGACGGGCUGCCCGCGUCCAAGAGCCGUCCGUCCUCUAGUAGGGUUAUUGGGUGAGAGGUGACAACAGCAAGUCUGUUCGCCACCAUGCGGGAACCGACACGUUACCAAGGCACUUGAGAACAAUGGGAAAUUCUCUUCUUCCCAUCAACUGGCAGUCACAGAACCGGGUCCCCAGAAAGCAAGUAUAGACACCCGCAUGCCCUUUAACGAAAGGGAACCCACCACACGCGGACAGACCUUACUGGCUCUUUCUGGCCCUUGAGACACCGCCACGUGCCACUGACAUGAGCUCCGAAGCCCAGCGGGUGCGCAGAGCUGUCGCUGCUCGGCCCGAGCGGGAGAUGUUCUGAUGCCGGGGCCGCGCCCCUCCUCGGGCAAGCUGGCGAGGUCUGGUCCCGCAGAGCUACUCGCUGCCGCUAUGGAACAGCACGGGGUGUGCGCAGGGAGUCUGUCCGCGACGCAGCCUCCAACAGCAGCAGCCUGGGACGCGCCACACUCAGGCACUUCGGGAGGCUUAGCGCGACCCGACAGCGGCAACUCAUCUCCAGCUUUCCUGAUCUUGCCACAGGGAUGGGUGUUUCCUUUUUUUUUUAAGGUCUCCUAACGUCACUUAAAUGUUCCCAGCCUUACUGAUGACCAUUGAAAACUGUGACUUCAGAGUUUACAACAAAAACUUGAAGGUAAUAACUUGGUGUUUUAUCCCUUCUUCAGGGCAGUCUCAAAGGUUUUUUUUUUUGCUACUAAUUUUCAUAAUUUUCUUAUGUUGCACAGGAAACAAAAGAGGUUCCCCUCUAAACGCAGAGUAUGGGGGAAAAUACAGACACCAUUUUCCAAACAAAAAAUGCUUAUGAAAAAAAAAAAAAACCCCAGAAAAUCCAAAAACAAA
Messenger RNA from Mustela erminea (ermine), 3353 nucleotides. Its product is annotated as formin-like protein 5. NCBI's taxonomy places the organism in Eukaryota, Metazoa, Chordata, Mammalia, Carnivora, Mustelidae. The record is from RefSeq and is a predicted model, not a curated record. Bases 1 to 1017 code for a protein of 338 amino acids. The transcript has 8 exons.